Molecule: messenger RNA, 2115 nt
Organism: Ambispora leptoticha
Lineage: Eukaryota; Fungi; Glomeromycota; Glomeromycetes; Archaeosporales; Ambisporaceae
Source: the annotation of a GenBank genome assembly
AUGACAACUUGUUAUUUAGCCUCCGGCUCAACAAAUGUUAAAAUAUGGGACUUGAGAGAAAUUGAUGGGACAACUCAGAAGGAUGGUACUUCUCCAACAGAAACAGCGACAGCCAACAACAAAAUGCUAUAUGGUGUAGAACUCGCUUCUUUUAUGCCUUUGAGCUCAACCGCUGUAAAUUGUGUGCGAUGGAAUCAUGAUAAUCAGUUUCUCGCCGUGGCCGGUAAUGAGAGCACGAUAACAAUACAUAAUCAAGAAGGAGCACGUAUCGAAUCGAUACCUUUGAAUAGUCUGGAAUAUCCUGACAUCAAUACACUUCGCUGGGCUGACAAAUCGCGACGGUUAAUAUUUGGAGGAUCAGAUAAUAUCGUGCACGAAUGGGACGUGGAAGAAAAAAAAUUUAGUAACUCAUUAAAAGGACACAGUAGCACGAUAAUAUGUCUGGAUUUGAAUAUUGAUGAAACAUUAAUUGCAAGUUCUAGUUCUAAUGGAAAUAUUAUUGUACACAAUCGACAGAAGUCUAGCGCAAAUAAUUUGACGACAGGAUUAACGAAUCAGCCGAUCAACACUCUUGAAUAUUCUUACUUUAAGCAAGGUUUGCUUGCAGCUGGUGGUGGCGAUGGAAAAUUACGAUUAUGGGAUACCUGUGUGUCCACGACAGCCAUUCGGACAUUUGAUAGUGUACAUCAUGAUUCGAUAAUGGGAAUUGCAUUCUCACCUCAUAAUUCAUCGUUCAUGGCCAGUGCUGGUCUUGAUAGAAGAAUUGUGCUUUAUGAUGUGGGGAAACAAGAGGAUGUGAAAACUCUAAUCAUCGAGUUUCCUUUAACGGCUUUAGCCUUCAAGUCGGAUGGGCAUACCUUAGCUGCAGGCACAGAUAAAGGUGACGAGCAUUUAGAUCGUAUCCUUCGUAAAAUUCUUGUGUAUGAUCUCCGUUCACUUAGCAAGCCUAUGUGUACGCUGUUGUGGCACGAACCAUGUCCAAUUCAAUCUCUUCAUUUUCAGUAUAAAUUACGACGCCCAACGAAUACAAGAACAAGGAGUCACACUCGUACGUCAUCUAAAGGAUCAACAUCUAGUACUGCUGCUGUUGCUCAUACUAGAUCAAGAUCAGUUACUACUGUUUCUUCUACCACCUCAGCAACAGCAAAUAAUCAGAAUGAAACGAGUGGCAUUAAAAGUUCAACUAUGGAUAGGCUAAAGGAUGAGCUCUCUGCUCUCAAGUCACGACCAUCUGAUCCUCCUCCCACUACCAUCACCGCCAAUGAAACAACGACAAUAAAGGACAGGAAUUAUAUGGACAUGUUUUCUCCCGUGAAAGAUAAUCAGAAUGAAGCUAAUGGCAUUAAAAUUUCAGCUAUGGAUUGGUUAAAGGAUGAAUUCUCUGUUCUUAAAUUACAAUCAUCUGUUCCUCCAACUACCACUACCACCACAACAAAUGAAACAACGAAGGACAAGAAUUAUAUGGACAUGUUUGCUCCUUUAAAAGAUAAUCAGAAUGAAGCGAAUGGGAUUAAAAGUUCAACUAUGGAUAGGGUGAAGGAUGAAUUCUCUGCUCUUAAAUCACGAUCAUCUGUUCUUCCCUCAAUUUCCACCAACACCAAUGAAACAGCAAAGGACAAGCAUCAUAUGGACAUGUUUGCUCCUGUAAAAGAUAAUCAGAAUGAAGUGAAUGGUAUUAAAAGUUCGACUAUGGAUCAGCUAAAGGAUGAGAUUGUGUCAAAGGUCAAAGAGAGUAUUGGAGAAUUCGCACGCUUGAAUGGAGAUUCUACAGAUCCUAUUAAGGGAGGUGCUGGUAUAAAUCAUACAAAAAAUAGAAAUAAUAAUGACACAACUCCAACAUUUCAAUACCAAGUAUUGGAAAAUAUUGUUGAAGAUUGUUUACAUGAAUUCAGAAUAUCAUUACGAAAUGAUAUACAAAAUAUGCACUUGGAACUACUUCGACAGUUUCAUAUACAAAAAACUGAAAUGGAAAUGAUGUUUCUGAAGUAUUGUGGGGAAUCGGUGGCACUUCGGGAAGAAGUUGAACGGAAUUUUUCAAAUCCGCUUGGCGUCCCAUUACGCGUUCAAGUCGUACGAUAUUUCUAUAAAUUUUCGUGCCAGAAUGUUAUAGGCUAA